This is a messenger RNA of Blumeria graminis f. sp. triticale, 483 nucleotides long. The record is from the annotation of a GenBank genome assembly. NCBI's taxonomy places the organism in Eukaryota, Fungi, Ascomycota, Leotiomycetes, Helotiales, Erysiphaceae.
AUGAAAUUCACAGUGUCAAUCUUCAUCUCAAUCUUCCUUCUCGUUUCCAGUCUCAUACUGGUUUCUCCAAUAAAUGGAAUGAAGAUCGAGAGAAGAUUCAUUGGCUCGGUUCACAAAGGAUAUCAGUGCGUCAAGAAGAAGCACAACAUGUAUGAUAUCAAUCCCACCCUCAAAAGCGCCUGUAAAGCAUACAUCAAGAGGAAACAAAAGAAAAUCUUCUAUAUAUACUUUAUCAACAGGACGGUUUUCAAGCGGUUUUCCGAGUCCAAGAAAUUUGGAUUUCCACCCGAUACGCAAAUCACACCGGUGCUACCCAAAGGCCUCGAAGUCAGCACCUAUGAUCAUAUUAUUUUCUCCCCGUCGAACUGCACACUUCUCGGCCUAGCCCACGAGAAUGAUAAUGAAAAAAAAAACGGGGCCUUCAGUCUUUGCAAGUAUCUUGUUUGGCGCAGUACCUGGAAAGAUUAUCUUCUACCACCCUAG